This is a messenger RNA of Symbiodinium pilosum, 489 nucleotides long. NCBI's taxonomy places the organism in Eukaryota, Dinophyceae, Suessiales, Symbiodiniaceae. The record is from the annotation of a GenBank genome assembly.
AUGGAGAUGUACUGGCCGCAGCAUGACAUGCACCGAACGCGGAUACCGAUGUAUGAAAACAGCAGACGCCAUGUAAUCUGGGAUUACCGCAUGCAGAGAUGGAUGGUGAUGUGGUACCGCCAGGGCAUUCAGGUCUUUCGCUGGUUCAGCGGCCGAGGGGGCAAGUUUGAGCAAGGGCGAACGCGGGCUAUCCUCUUCUACCAGCAGCUGCGGAACGCAGGGAAGUUGGGAAGCCCCAAGCCCGACCAGUGUCGAAGCGGGGUUCGCGGUGUUUUCUUCGACAAGGAGGAGAAGUCUUGGGUGGCUCGCUGGAGUAACUGUGGCAUGAAGACCUAUGCCAUGUUCAGCACUGAGGAGCUGGGUUUUCGCAAAGCGUACGAGGAAGCUAUUCGUGUUCGCGUGCAGAGUGUGCGGCAGAACCAUCAGUUCAUGUUUCAGCGAACCCGAUGGAAGGGACAGAGGCGACCUCUCGGACAGCCUCACACCUGA